UGUAGAGACAAGCUAGCGAUUUUUAUUUCUGUACGUAAACUAAUGGUGCACACCAGGCUAAUCAUGGUUCUGCUUUGUUUUUAAAUUGGUAAGAAUAAGCUUUAACAGUCGAAACUGCGACUUGUUGCUAGAUUACUUUUCAGUUGUUUAUGCAAAAUGAAUGGCAGUGGACCAGCGUACCCUCUGGCCUCUUUGUAUGUUGGGGACCUGCACCCUGAUGUUACAGAGGCCAUGCUUUAUCAAAAGUUUUCCCCUGCUGGACCCAUCAUGUCCAUCCGUGUGUGCCGGGACAUCAUCACUCGCAGAUCUCUGGGUUAUGCCUACAUAAACUUUCAGCAACCAGCUGAUGCGGAGUGUGCUCUGGACACAAUGAAUUAUGAUGUCAUCAAGGGUCGACCAAUCAGAAUAAUGUGGUCUCAGCGUGACCCCGCUCUCAGGAAGUCCGGUGUGGGGAACAUAUUUAUUAAGAACAUGGAUGAAUCGAUUGACAACAAAGCGUUGUAUGACACGUUCUCAGCCUUUGGCAAUAUUUUAUCCUGCAAGGUUGUUUGUGAUGAGAAAGGAUCCAAAGGUUAUGGCUUUGUCCACUUUGAGACUCAGGAGGCUGCAAAUCGGGCCAUUGAAACGAUGAACGGGAUGCUUCUAAAUGACAGGAAAGUUCAGAAGACAGGGAAACAUUUGGAAUCUGGCAUUGUGAAACUCAAGAACCAUUUCCUGUGGGAAAAAUGUCAGGUCUCCCAGCAUAGGUCAGCACAUAGCUUUGUUGGCCACUUUAAGUCGCGUAAAGAAAGAGAAGUUGAGUAUGGUUCCAAAGCUGUGAAGUUCACCAACGUCUACAUCAAAAACUUUGGAGAAGACCUCAGUGAUGAGAAACUCAAGGAACUCUUUUCUGCAUUUGGGAGGACUCUUAGCGUGCGGGUGAUGAAGGACGAGAAGGGUCGUUCCCGAGGAUUCGGUUUUGUCAACUUUGCUCACCAUGAAGAUGCUCAGAAGGCUGUUGAAGAAAUGAACGGGAAGGAGUUCAACGGGAAGAUGAUUUACGUGGGCCGGGCUCAGAAGCGUCUGGAGCGCCAAGGGGAGCUGAAGCGCAAGUUUGACCAGAUCAAACAGGACCGCAUCCAGCGCUAUCAGGGCGUGAAUCUGUAUGUGAAGAACUUGGAUGAUACCAUAGAUGAUGAGAGGCUCCGGAAAGAAUUUUCACCUUAUGGCACAAUCACAAGUGCAAAGGUGAUGACUGACGGUGGGCAAAGCAAAGGCUUCGGCUUCGUCUGUUUCUCGUCUCCCGAGGAAGCAACAAAAGCUGUGACUGAAAUGAACGGGAGAAUUGUUGCCACCAAGCCGCUGUACGUCGCUCUGGCUCAGCGGAGAGAGGAACGUAAAGCCAUUCUAACAAACAAGUACAUGCAGAGGCUGGCUACCCUGAGAACUAUGACCAGUCCUCUCAUUGACUCGUACCAUCAGUCGGGAUAUUACAUGACUGUUCCGCAGCCUCCCACUCGAUCCUUCUACAACCACAGUGCCGUCACCAACGUGAGACCGGUCCCUCGUUGGACGGGACACCCACCGAGACCCCAGGGCCCGUACUCACCUCCGUUUGUCGGAGGUUCUCUCCCACGUCGCGGAUCGACGACCAUCACCACAGUCAGACAAGCUUCCACACAGGCCCCACGCAUCAUAACCUCGGCACAAAAGACAAAUAACAUAGGGACUCAAACUGUAGGAGGACGCACUGACAUGGUCGGUGUGCCCAGAGGCGGCCAGUACAAGUAUUCAUCUGGAGUGAGGAACCCCCUGCAUGUUGUUACUGUGCCGGCACCCCUGACGAGACCACAGAUUGUUUCUGCACCUGUGGUGGAACCACCUGUUCACGUUCCAGUCCCCGAGCCGCUCACCGCCUCCAUGCUGGCUGCAGCGCCGCUCAUGGAUCAGAAACAACUUCUCGGAGAGCGCCUGUACCCGCUGAUCCACGCCCUUCACCCGAACCUGGCAGGAAAAAUUACUGGGAUGCUGCUGGAGAUCGACAACUCAGAGCUGCUGCACAUGCUGGAGUCACCGGAGUCCCUGAACUCUAAGGUGGAAGAGGCCAUCGCUGUCCUGCAGGCUCACCAGGCAAAGGAGUGUUCUCCAAAGAAGUGAAGCUGCUUCAGGUCUCUACGUUUGUUUUGGAGGUGGAAAUUAAAUUCUAAGUGUAAUGUUUUUGAAGAAAAAGGAAAAGAAAAACGGAGGAAAAAAAUUCUCGACCGGUUUACAUUAAUAUUUCUGAAGUUCCAAAGUUGCAGCUCUUUUGUUGUUGCAGUGCCUUUUGUUAGAACAUAAAGUUUCCCUCGUAUGCAUUAAA
Austrofundulus limnaeus is the source of this 2338-nucleotide messenger RNA. It is a transcript of the gene pabpc1l, whose product is annotated as poly(A) binding protein, cytoplasmic 1-like. The coding region runs from base 157 to 2136 and encodes 659 amino acids. Gene Ontology annotation, molecular function: RNA binding. NCBI's taxonomy places the organism in Eukaryota, Metazoa, Chordata, Actinopteri, Cyprinodontiformes, Rivulidae. The record is from RefSeq and is a predicted model, not a curated record. The transcript has 17 exons.